AUGCUUUUAUUUAUAUCGGCUUUGCUUCUUCUUUCCCCCCUUUCUUUAUUUCUUUAUAUUUGUUCUGACCUCUCAAAUGGCACCAAGUUUUCAUUGCUUCCUAAGCCAGACGACAUCAUCAUUACAACAAAAUCCGCCUUUCGCCGUAGAUUUUACGCAAGUAUUGCUUCCGUUCUGAGAUCUCGUCCUUUGAAUCUUUCUCUGAAUCUAUCUAUCUAUCCUUCUUUUUAUUCAUUAAUUCUUUCUUUCUUUUCUCUUUCUUUCUUUUUAGAUAAAGUCUUUCUUUUCCUGCUUACACCUUCAUUUUUUUUUCCACAAGUUGAUUCUAAACACCAGGCCAAGAAAGAUUCGCACUUGGUGAACUUUCACAGAAAUUUGUCCUACAAAAUGUCUCCGAGGAUAUUUUCAGUAGUGAACGAAACAUUCCUCUUUCUCUCUUCCCCGAUUCCUGUUGCACCAAUUCACUUCUUUGCCUUUUCAUGUCCUCCACAAUUUCUAUUCAUGUAUGAAUCUUGCCCUCUCUCUCUCUCUCUCUCUCUCUCUCUCUCUCUUAUUAACCUGUUCAUUAAUAUCUGCCUCCUGUAUUCAUAUCUAUCUAUCUAUCUAUCUAUCUAUCUAUCUAUCUAUCUAUCUAUCUAUCUAUCUCAGUCUGUUCAUAUCUAUCUAUCCCAGUCUGUUCAUAUCUAUCUAUCUAUCUAUCUAUCUAUCUAUCUAUCUAUCUAUCUAUCUAUCUAUCUAUCUAUCUAUCUAUCUCAGUCUGUUCAUAUCUAUCUAUCCCAGUCUGUUUAUAUCUAUCUAUCUAUCUAUCUAUCUAUCUAUCUAUCUAUCUAUCUAUCUAUCUAUCUAUCUAUCUCCAUCUCCUUCCGUCUAUUCCCGCGCCAUCUGUUCAUUCCCUUCCUGUCUUCUCUUUCUGGCAUCAUUUCUUUCCGUCUUUUCCAAUUUCUUCAUUCUCGCCUCUUAGCGGAAUGUCCUUCCUUGUUCCAUUGUUAUUUCUCCCCAUUGAAAUCUGCACCAAACAAUUCAAGAACGAUUGAAUAUCUCUGUUUGCUUCUUGAAUAUUUCUAUGAACUUCUCUCUAUUUGUCUUUUCUGUUUCUUUCUCUCUCUGUUUCUCGCUACCUCCACGCCACCCUCACUGUCUAUCUAUCUAUCUAUCUAUCUAUCUAUCUAUCUAUUCUUUUUCUUGAUAUAUCUACCACUUUUUUAUCUCCCUUUAACUCUCUCUCUCUCUCUCUCUCUUUCUCUCUCUCUCUCUCUCUAUCUCUAUCUCUCUCUCUCUUUCUAUGACAAUGAUUUUAACAUCCUUUGCCUAUUUUUUUCGUUUGGUUUCUUCAUUUUCUUCGCUUCUUCCAAUUCGUUUUCCUUGUUUAUUUUUUCUUCUUUCUUUUCUUUUCUUCUGUUGCUUGUGUUUUCUAUUCUCUUCGACCUUUUCUUUAUUUCCUUUCUUCUUCUUCUUCUUCUUCUUCUUCUUCUUCUUCUUCUUCUUCUUCUUCUUCUUCUUCCUCCUCCUCCUUUAACAUUUUUUUUACUUUUCCUUCUCCCUUUUUUCCUUUUUUUUUAUUUAUCAACCGUUACUUUUUUUCGUUUUUUACUUUUACUUUUUCUUCUCCUUUUUUCAUUAUUUGUUUACUUUUUAUUUCUUCCAAGUGGCUCUUCUACUCCUUUUUUUGCGGGGGUGUCUUCUCUUCCUUUUAAUCCACUUCCUUUCUUUUUGUUUUCUUUCCUAUACUUCUUGUCCCUUUUAUUCAUUCAUUUUCUCGUAUUUGUUGUCAUUUUUUCUAUUUCUCUUGUCUUCUUUUUUACCUUUCAUAUUUUUCUGUUUCUUUGUUUUUAUUUCUUUAUUAUUUCUCAUGCAUUUCUUCCCCAUGUCUUCAUUGUGUGUUCUUAUUUUUUUCUUUUGUUUUCUCUUUAUUUCUUUUUCUUCUUGUAUUUCUUUUUCAUCAUUUUAGUAAGUUCUUUAUUCCUUCUUUUAUAUUUAUUCAACACUGCUUUUUUUUCUUUUAUCUCUUCUAUUGUUUCUCAUUUUUAUUUUUUCUUUCUUUUCUUCUUUUCCUCUUUGUUUUUCUUUCUUUAUUCUUUUUCUGUAUUUGUUCUUUUUUUUACAUCAGAGCUUUUCUUUCUUUUUUUUUCUAAAUCACAGUUUAAACAUUCAUUCUUCUUUCUUUCCGUUCUUCAUUCUUCUCAUCCAUUAGUUAAAUCUUUCUUUCUUCUUCUUCUUCUUUUCGUUAUUCAAUCCUUUUACUCGUCUUUUCUUUCUUUCUUUCUUUCUUUCUUUCUUUCUUUCUUUCUUGCGUUUUUUUCUUUCUUUAUUGUUCUCCGCUUUUCAUCUAUUUCUAUUUUUCUUUCUUUCAUUUAUUCAUCCAUCCAUUUCACUUUGAUUUUUCGUUCUUUUCUUCUCUUCCUGCCUUUUUUUAUUUUCCUCUUUCUGUUGCUCUUUUUUAUUUCUAUUAUUCACUUCUUUAUUUCUCUAUUCUUUAUUUUUCUUUUUUUUCUUUUAAUUUUUUAUCUUCUUUCUAUUUGCGACCAUGUUUCUCCCCCCCAUCUCUCUCUCUCUGCUUUUCUCUUUCUUUCUUUCUUUCUUUCUUUCUUUCUUUCUUUCUUUCUUUCUUUUCCUGUUUUCACUAUUAAUCUAUUUUUCUACUCUUCUUCCUCUUCCUUUGCCUUUGUCUUUAGCUUCUUCACUCAACUUCAAGCCAUCCUAACCAUCCAUCGCCAACUCUAUUUUCUCUUUGUUUUUUUUAACAUUUAUCUCUGUUUUACACCGCCUUUUGCUCGUUCCGUGGCUUAA
This is a messenger RNA of Acanthosepion pharaonis, 2787 nucleotides long. Lineage: Eukaryota; Metazoa; Mollusca; Cephalopoda; Sepiida; Sepiidae. The record is from the annotation of a GenBank genome assembly.